Saccostrea echinata is the source of this 2262-nucleotide messenger RNA. Its product is annotated as arginine and glutamate-rich protein 1-B-like. Bases 69 to 1472 code for a protein of 467 amino acids. The record is from RefSeq and is a predicted model, not a curated record. NCBI's taxonomy places the organism in Eukaryota, Metazoa, Mollusca, Bivalvia, Ostreida, Ostreidae. The transcript has 13 exons.
UUGUAAAUAACGAAAGUGUAAGGCAAGCGGACAGAUAGAUUUCAUACUGUUCAGAGCGCAUAGUGAGGAUGGCAACUCAUCGAACCAUCUCAGAGUCUGAGGACAGGGAUUUUGAAGAAAAAUUCGUGAAGCUUUCAGAUAUAAAGUCUUUUUUCACCUGCACAAUAUGCACAAGUUUGUUCUCUGGAACCUCCACAACCAAAUGUGGACAUCGCUUCUGUGCACACUGCAUUCAGGACUGGUUCCAGAGACAACAGAAGUGUCCUGUUUGCAACCAACGAGUUCGAACAGAUCAAGAAACAAGAGACCACCAGUUUGAUGAGCUAUUGAGAACAAUUAAAGAGAAAGCAGUUAGUGAGGCUGAUGUUGUGGCCAGACAGCUCCUGGAGUCUGAUCAAAGUGGUUCUACUAAUAAUGGACCUGGCCUACACGUGGACCAUAAAUUAGCUGAGGUGUUGUGUACUUUGUUGCCUCAGAAGGACAGAGAUCUGAAAGAAAUGGUGGAUAAAUUGAUAGCUGAAAAGGAUAAAACCCUGCGCACACUACAGGAAAAAGAAUUGCCAGAGAGAGAAAAGAUGAUACAACUUCUUCAAAACCAUACCAAGAAGCUUGAAGAGGAGGUCAAGCAGGUUAAGACAUUACAGGAGAAGCUAGAGAAAUCACGACAGAGUGAGGCCAAAUGUAAGGAGGAAAAGCAUCAGCUGAAGGGAGAAUUACAAAGACUGAAUGGAGAAUUAACUACUUUGAAGACAGUAGAUGUAACACGUCAACAACAAGUAAAAGAGCUCUAUGGACAAUUGCAAAAACAGGUGGCUGAAAUACAAGCUCUGAACAUGUCUCUUGAUGAAAAAACAAAAGUGGCAGCAAAAGUAGACAUUUUGCAGAUAACUGUGGAUCAACUACAGAGAGAUUUACAACAAAGAAAUAGUGAGGUUACAUAUCUUCAACAAUUUGUAAUGUUUAAGGAUCUUUACGACCAGAGAAAUCAGGAGGCCCGGAGUUUAGAACAAGAUCUCAACAAGAAAGACACGACCAUCUUAGACCAGCAAGACCAAAUCAGCAGCAUGAAUGAUAAGAUCAUGGCCCUGUCAAAACAGAUUCAGGAAACACCUCUUUCCAUUCACCAGGCCGAGACUCGGUACCAAAAACAGCUACAGGAAAUGGCAGAAAGCAUGAGGGCUUUCUAUGAGAGGAAAUCCCAGACUAAUAUUGGAUUGAUGAGAGAGCAUGCAGAGGAGCUGGCCCGGGAUUUAGAGGAGACGCGAUCUAAGUGUCUAGAAGAACAGAGGAAACUGCAUGAGGAGAACAUGAAGCUAUUGAGAGAAGUAGAAAUGACUAGAACUAGUGGACAGCACCAGGUGGAUGAGGAGAGAUGUAAACAACUAGAAACUAGUCUCAACUAUUACAAAAACAAGGUUAAUGAGUUGGAGCAGCGAGUAACUUUUCUCCAAAACAGAAGCAACAGUCCUUAAGAAGGAAAGAGACAGCCAUAGAUCUGGUCACUGAAGAUUCCAUGUCCUUAGCCUAUAUUUGACAAAAAAAUUCCUGCUUUUGAAGAAGUGCUUUACAAUAAUUAUACACUGGAGGAUGAGCCCAUAAUAUUAACUAUGUAAUAAGAUAAAAUUUUUAUUAUGCAUUAAACAGUCGUACAUGACACUUAAAAAACUUUUACUCAAGUUCAGACGAAAAUUUUAAUGUCAUUUUUAACUUGAAGAACAGUAACUGGCAGCUGGGAAUGUCUAUAAAAACCUUUCAUAAAAACAAAUAUUACUGUGAUAAUGCAAGGUUGUCCCUAAGACUCAGGGGCCAGGGAUUUUCCCCGCCUAUAAUGACGUAAUCCUCUGGUUAUUCUCGUAUCCCGCCUUCCCUUUUGUUAGGGGAGGAACCCAAAACACCCUCCUACUUUUUUAAUGUCCCCUGCUAUUUCAAUUCUUAGGGACAACCCUGUAAUGUAUAUAUGCAAGUACAAAUAACAUAAAUGUGAAUACAUUUUUGUAAGUUAUUUAAGUUAUUUUUUCUUGUAUAACAUGACUUACUUACUUGGACUUAUUCCUGUUCGCUCCUUGGGGAGCAUUAAGGGCCGCUCUGUCAUAUAAAUUUAUAUUUUUGAUGAUUUAAGUCUCUACAAUCCAAUUAAAGUUUUCAUUUUCAUCAGAUUUAAGAUAAAUUUAAAUCAUCCUCAAAUAUUUUGCAAUUGAUUAUAUACAUAUUUUGCAAUUUUUCAAUGUGAUCAUUCUAACUGAACAAGCUGUUAUCGUUUUC